Molecule: messenger RNA, 291 nt
Organism: Blepharisma stoltei
Lineage: Eukaryota; Ciliophora; Heterotrichea; Heterotrichida; Blepharismidae
Source: the annotation of a GenBank genome assembly
AUGGAAGAGUCCAAAGAAGCCAGUGGAGAAAAUGAAAGACUGCCAAGAAUUGCAGCUCCAAACCCAUAUAGAAUAGAUGACUUAGAGCCAGGAAAAGAAUACAGAUAUUGUACAUGUGGAUUGUCAAAAACCCAGCCAUUUUGUGACGAUGCUCACAUAGGUACUGAGUUUCAGCCAAUAACCUUCACAGUUGAAAGAAAACAGAAAAUGUGGUAUUUAUGUGGAUGCAAGCAUAAUGACAAAAGGUCAGGGCCAUUUUGUGACGGAUCUCACAUACAUUUGGAAUGGUAA